Messenger RNA from Cyphellophora attinorum, 426 nucleotides. RefSeq lists its product as uncharacterized. The transcript is spliced from 2 exons. The record is from RefSeq and is a predicted model, not a curated record. NCBI's taxonomy places the organism in Eukaryota, Fungi, Ascomycota, Eurotiomycetes, Chaetothyriales, Cyphellophoraceae. Bases 1 to 426 code for a protein of 141 amino acids.
AUGUCUCAGGUCGUAUCUGCGCCGCCAUGGGAGAAGCCCGGACCUACUCUCGCCGGCAUGCCACUCGAAAUACUGGAGAAGAUCAUCGGCUUUGCCAUUCCGGAGAGCGUCAUUGUCGAGGCAACAUAUCGGAGCGAGUUUUCGUCUCGUAGCCGCUCGACGGUCUAUGUGCAAGAUGAAGCGUUCCAGUGGUUCCAGUCAUCAGACUUUGGGGAUCGCAGGAAGGUAUGGGAUUCCGAAUUUUUGCUCUUGUCAAAGCGCAUCCGUACGGCUGCACUGAGAGCUCUGUCCACGCGUAUCAAAUACCACUGCUUCCGGCGUUUUAGCUUUCAUGGCAGCAACUACCGUCUACCUGCUUUCGACAGUGUCGUCAGAAGGAAGUCCAUCGACCACUUCGAGAAUAUGUUCACCAACGCGGCGGGGUAG